ACAGGGCCGUUGGGGAGGGGCCUCUGAGGGGAGGGAGACGGCGCAGUGACAGGUACCGCGAAGGGUGCUGCCGCGGCGACGAUGGCCGAAGGGCCCGAGGAAGCCCGAGGUCGCCCUCCCGGGCAGGACGAUGGCGGAGGGGACCACGCGCCUGUCCCUUCCCUGAGAGGCCCUCCCGCAGCCGCCGGCCCUUGUCCCCGAGACGCGGCGCAGGUCGAACCCCAGGCCCCGGGCCGGCCGCCAGCCCCGGCCCUCGCGCCCGCCUCCGCCGCUGCCCCGGAGGAGUCGGAGCCGCAGCGGGAGCUCAGGAGGCGAAGAGAGGCGGCCCCGAGCUCCGGCGCGGGGCUGCAGGAGCCGGCGGGCUGCGAGGCGGCCGAGGCCGAGGCGCUGCGGGAGAAGCCGGCGCGGCUGAGCGCCCGCGAGUACUCGCGGCAGGUGCACGAGUGGCUGUGGCAGUCCUACUGCGGCUACCUCACCUGGCACAGCGGCCUGGCCGCCUUCCCCGCCUACUGCAGCCCCCCGCCGCCCGCUCCCAGCUACGCUGCGGCCGCCCCCCAGGCCGCGGCGCCGCCGCCCCCGCAGCUGGCCUAUUACAACCCCUUCUACUUCCUGGGCGCCGGCGCCGCGGGAGCGGAGCCGGGGGCGGCCGCGGGCCUCAGCGCCCCGGCCCCGGGGGCGGGCCUGGGGCCGCGGGCUCCUCACGUGCAGGGCUCGGUCCGGGCCGCUCCAGCGACUCGCGCGGGAUCCGCCGCGCCUUCGCGCACCGCCAGCGAGAGCGGGCGGCAGGCAGGCAGGGAGUAUGUUAUUCCAUCCUUGGCCCACAGAUUUAUGGCAGAGAUGGUGGAUUUCUUUAUUCUGUUCUUUAUAAAAGCAACCAUUGUCUUAAGCAUUAUGCACCUCAGUGGAAUAAAGGAUAUCUCUAAGUUUGCUAUGCACUAUAUAAUUGAAGAAAUAGAUGAAGACACAUCAAUGGAAGACUUGCAGAAAAUGAUGGUUGUGGCUCUUAUAUACAGAUUAUUAGUUUGUUUCUAUGAGAUAAUUUGCAUCUGGGGAGCAGGUGGCGCAACCCCUGGGAAGUUCCUGCUAGGGCUUCGAGUUGUGACAUGUGACACGUCAGUGCUGAUUGCUCCAAGUCGGGUUUUAGUGAUUCCUUCCUCGAAUGUUAGCAUUACAACGUCUACCAUACGGGCUUUGAUCAAGAAUUUUUCUAUUGCUUCUUUUUUCCCUGCUUUCAUCACAUUGCUGUUUUUUCAACAUAAUCGAACAGCAUAUGACAUUGUAGCAGGAACCAUCGUGGUAAAGAGAAACGGGGUCAGAUGAUGCCCCAGAAAACCCUGAAUUCCAUACUGUUUGGAAUAAUGACAAGACUAAAUUAUGUAUCAACACCAUCAGUACCCCUGGGUAGCAUUAAUUGAUGAUUUAGAAAUUAAAGCAGUCAUUCCAGUGCGAUGGAGGAGACUAUUCUGAAAGUAUUGAUUUUACUUGAAUGCCAAAGAACUAUUCCAGAAGAAAGAUCUAUUAAAUUCAAGUGUUAAAAAUUUUUAGAUCGAAAAGAAGGCCAGUGGUUUCAUAAUCACCAAUGGACAACAUAUAUACUUUCUUAAAAUCUAAGACAUUAGAAUUUGCCAAAAGCAUUUUCAGCUUUGAAAUCUCCAAAUGAAACUUCAAAAUUUUACUUUGGUUUAUCCCAAAACGAUGGAAAAUGUCCAAUUGUGUUUUGUAAACACCUACAUCAUUUCAUCUUUAGGUAACACUUCCUGAGGAAAUUGCUGUCUGGUUUUUGACGGGAGUGAGGACAAACUGGAGAAUUCAUUUAUCCUCCCAUCCCAGGCAGGAGGUGGUGAGUUAGCUGCAAAGGAGAGGGGCAGGUAAUGCAGGCCUGGCAGGUCCCUUACCUGAAGUUUUGCAAUCCGUACUGUGCUAACCGCAGUAAUGAUGAACUUUGUAACUAUCCUCAACGCCUAAACACACAUUUGGGACAAGUUUCUCAUGAUGAUGAAAAGGUAUUAAGUCAUAUUGCUAUAUUAUCAGUGAAUUUUUAAAGAAAAUUUUUAAAGAAAAGGUAAGUUUUAGUGAUUGCUUUUAGUGGGAGAAAAACAUACAUUGUCAUCGUAAAUUUAACUUACAAUUCAUGUGUAUUUUCAGUGCCCAAAAAUCAAACUAUAAAUAUGUGGGGAAAACUUCAUCAGUUGCGUAGUUACUGUAAAACAUUCCUGUUCCUAGUAUGUGUGCAGCAUGACAAAAGUAUUAGUGCCCUUCAGUGUUCUGAAUCUGAGUGUCACUUUAUAUACCGCAUACUCACAUUCAACUUUCCUUUUAUAUUUUAUAUGGUUCCAUGGCUGCUGAAAUAUCAAAUUCAAGAGUCUUAUAGUUCAUCGUUAACUCUACAUACGUACUAGUAGCCUGUGAAAUACUGACAAUUUUUUUCCCUUUAUGAACUGUUCUUUGUAUAUUAAGGGGGUGUCUCACUCCCAGACAUUAUUCUGGGUUAUUUAAGCUCAUUUUGGGCCUGCAAGGGAUGGAGUUUUGGGGAAAAUGUUAAGCAAAGUAAUACUUUGUUUAUUGCCAUUUAUUCUUCUAUUGAAGCAAAAUUGGGGUCUUUUGUGCACUUUUUGGAUAUCCCAUUUACCUCUUUUGAGCUAUACCUGUGCUAUUUCUAGUUUGUUUUAUUUGAUUUUUAGGCAUUUUCUUUACUCUGAUAAUUAUUUUCCAAAAGAACCAAAACACUAAAUUGUAUUGCACAGUUCAAAAUCAGAUUGCUUUAGCAAAGGACCAAUCUAAGUUUUGUUCCUGGUCUUUACUAGCAAAUGCAAGAAUGUCAGUUUAUCACUGUUAUCAAUUUUUAUAGUGAGUUUUUCUUUGACACUUAAAAGUGAAAAUACAUAUACUGUUUAUAGAAAUUAACUGUCCUUUUAUUACCUUUUUAUUAUAGAAUUUCAUAAACCAUGCUUUUCACAAUUUUUUAUUAAAUCAGACUUCACAGAAAGCCUGUUAAGUGUGUCAGAGUACCAAAUAGAUCACUAUGAUUCUUCACAGCAAAAAACAAGAAAUUUUUAAAAAUUACAAAAAUUAGAGAAGUGUUGCAAAAAUUAACAUUUAGUGUAUACACUAGCAUUGGUGUAUAUUCUAUUUUUGCCAUCGGCUGGGGAAUUCAAAUUGAAAUGUCCUUCAGUUCUGUAGCUCUGUAGUACAUCUUUGCAUUUAUAAUCUCUGCUCAGGUCACAGGUUUGUACCUAGGCUUUCACUUAAACACUAAAAAAGGCAAGCAUGUCCAGUUAUUAAAAAAAAAAAAAAAACUGCACAUUUGCUGUCCAUGAGCCAUUGAGAUCUGUUUGGAUUCAAGUUAUACUGUACAGCCCAACAUGAUGUGUACUGCACAAGUGUUAUUACUUGGUCUGGCUUUGUUACAAAACCCAAGUCUGUCUAUGUAUGAAUUCAGCACUUAGGGAGAGAUUUUGAUUCCCAGAUUUGAAAAAAAUGUCAAAAUAGUUGCAGGAGAGGAAACGAGGAUUUAGUGCUUUAUUUUUUUCUCUUGGGAUUGUGUGGGUCUCCUUUUUUUCCAGAACACAACAGUAUAUGUCACUUACAGAAAUACUGAUUUUCUGCAUCAAAGUAUCAUUUUGAUGCUGAAGCUCUUUCUAGUCUAGAAAGGCAAAGGGAACAAAACCUAGGAUUGAAACCAAGUGAGAAUACUAUUUCAGUGAGCAUGUCCUAAGUUAAAACUGUAGGACUAUUGUUAUCACUGCUUAAGAAUAGACUAGCAGCUAAUUUAAGCAGCCAGAAAAUCUUCGUGCCCAUUGCUGGGUAGUUAGCGCACCUUCAGAAAAGUUAGUGAAGAGGGACGUUCAUGUUGGAGCCCGAUGGUAGGGAAGUGUAUGGUAAUGGCAGCCUGGAUUUCAGAGUACUCUGGACCAUAGGAACAAACCAACAGUGUGUUAGUAAGCCUUCACUUGCCAGUAUUAUCAAGACAACUGAAUUGCUCAAACUUUAUCCUCUUAAGAACAACCUAAUUGAGAUCCCCAAUCUGUAACUUCUCUGCCGUUUGAGUUUCUGUUAACACACUUUCUUUGAUUCCUAACAUAUUUCUUGAUGUUGUUGAUAAUUUUUAUACAGAUGGGAAUUACUUAGAUCUCAACUGGUAACUCCUUUAGCACCAGCUCAGUUGUCAUUUCUGUCUGGCCCUUUUUUUUUUUAAAUUUCACCCAGUAUUUAAAACUGAAAGAAACGCAUUCUCUUUGAAGGCUACUUUGCCUAAGUCAAUGAAUUUUUAGUGCUUUGUAUCACUUUGACAGUAAAAUGAAUUUUUCCUCAUCAAUGACUUAUUUGGGUAUUUUAUUUAUACACAAAUUUUUUCAACAAAGGGAAAGUAGAGGUUGAAAAUCACUGAUUGCCGCUUGGUAAUACAGGGCUUUUGAUGGGGGAAUUGGGAUAUUAAAUGCCUUCAGCCCACACUUGUCUCCUUUGUUUCUUCGAAGAAUAUGCUUAAAUAAGAGUAUUUCUAAAUUCUGGUACUGCCUUGCUAUUCCCCAUCCCCAGUACCAGAGGCCAUCUUCAGACAUGUGCUUGCCUGGGUGAAGUUCAUUUCAACUGUGUAUAUUUCCUCGAGUUCUUAACAGUAGGGCUUUACCUGUAACAGUACCUGAUGGUCUGCUAUAAAUAAAAUUCAGCAUUGAUUUCAGUGAUCUGUAUGCCACCAAUUUGUAUUCUUUGUCUCAAUAAAUACUCCAUCACCAGUGCA
Molecule: messenger RNA, 4738 nt
Organism: Lepus europaeus (European hare)
Lineage: Eukaryota; Metazoa; Chordata; Mammalia; Lagomorpha; Leporidae
Gene: FAM8A1
Product: family with sequence similarity 8 member A1
Exons: 5
Coding region: 82-1320 (412 amino acids)
Source: RefSeq, a predicted model, not a curated record